AUGGCAUGCUUAGACAUGUACAACUCCGACCAGCACAAAGGCCACCAUUGCCCUGCAAUGAGCCCCAGAAUCUCCUUCUCCAAUGACUUCGUCGAUGCUCAACAGAUGAUGAAGCAGCAAGAAAGAAGCCCCUUAUCUCAUCCUCCAGCUUCAUCAGACUUCGAAUUCUCAGUCACGGGCUACUCCAUGAUGAGUGCCGACGAGCUUUUCUCCAAAGGCAGGCUGUUGCCCUUCAAGGACAACGGUGGCAGCAGCCAAAUGCAGAGGACUACAAUAAGGGAUCAGCUCCUCGUUGAUGAAGAUGGUGAUGUCGAAGUCUCGCCCAGGCCGCCGAGAGGGUCGUCGUCGACAAGGUGGAAAGGGCUUCUGGGUCUGAGAAGGAGCCACAUAGGGUCGAAGAAAGUUGAGAGGGUUAAUAGUAAUGGUGGUCAGAUUUCUGUUGGUGAGAUGAGUAGAAGGCCUGGUAGUGGUAGUUUUGUUCGCGAGCAGGAUCACCAGCUAGUGCAUGUUAGCAACGGAAGUUCCCAGGAGGCUUUGAGUGAAGGAGGAUCAGGAUGCAGGGAUUUGGAGAUUGGAAUAUAG
Linum trigynum is the source of this 582-nucleotide messenger RNA. The record is from the annotation of a GenBank genome assembly. Lineage: Eukaryota; Viridiplantae; Streptophyta; Magnoliopsida; Malpighiales; Linaceae.